Molecule: messenger RNA, 306 nt
Organism: Vigna umbellata (rice bean)
Lineage: Eukaryota; Viridiplantae; Streptophyta; Magnoliopsida; Fabales; Fabaceae
Source: RefSeq, a predicted model, not a curated record
AUGGCACCUGUUUACAUGGCAUUUCUUCGUUUUAUGGGUGAUGAGAAUGAGGCUCGGAAUUAUAGCUAUAGCCUAGAGGUUGGGGCCAAUGGUAGAAAACUCAUCUGGGAGGGUACGCCACGGAGUGUUCGAGAUAGCCACCGUAAAGUGAGGGAUAGCCACGAUGGGCUCAUCAUUCAAAGAAAUAUGGCUCUAUUUUUCUCUGGUGGGGACAGAAAGGAGCUGAAACUCAGAGUUACAGGAAGAAUAUGGAAGGAGCAACAGAAUUCUGAUGCUGGUGUGUGCAUGCCAAAUCUCUGUAGUUGA